AUGAAGUUGGCCCUCGAGGAGGAAGAGGAAGCAGAGUCAAUUCGACUCAAGAAGCAGGAGGAGCAGGUGGCAGCCGUGCGUGCAGCCAACCUUGCGGCACAAGCUCAACAUGCGCAUUCCUCAACAUCGUCGUCGCAAAGCACAUCCACGCCAGUAGCCCACAAUCCAAAUGUGAUUAUUGAGCAGAAACCCUUAUCUGCUCCUCAACCUCCUCAACCUCCCAAACCAAAACCUUCCACCCCAGUUCCCUUUCCAAUCUCGCAGCAAUCUAACGUGAUCUGCAGUCCUGCAGCUACGAUUCCGUCGAGUCCACAGUAUCCGAAUCCUAGUAGCUACGGAUUUCCGGCAAGUUGUUUUCUAUUUACAAAUUGUGUGGAUUUCGUCGAAACUUAG
This is a messenger RNA of Cooperia oncophora, 393 nucleotides long. The record is from the annotation of a GenBank genome assembly. Lineage: Eukaryota; Metazoa; Nematoda; Chromadorea; Rhabditida; Trichostrongylidae.